This is a messenger RNA of Cornus florida, 972 nucleotides long. RefSeq lists its product as uncharacterized. Gene Ontology annotation, cellular component: chloroplast. Lineage: Eukaryota; Viridiplantae; Streptophyta; Magnoliopsida; Cornales; Cornaceae. The transcript is spliced from 3 exons. The record is from RefSeq and is a predicted model, not a curated record. Gene Ontology annotation, molecular function: double-stranded DNA binding. The coding region runs from base 1 to 972 and encodes 323 amino acids. Gene Ontology annotation, biological process: regulation of DNA-templated transcription; chloroplast organization.
AUGUCGGAGCUAACCUUGACGAAGGUUAUUGUAAUUUUUGAAACGUUAAGGAUAUUAUGUGUUAUUAGGCUUAACCUGAAGGGAGAAACCGCAAUUUCAGCUUCCAAAAAGGUCAAUCUUAAAACCCUAGACAAACCGGAUUCAGUUCUCAACUUCUUCAUCAACCAUGGAUUCAGCAAAACCCAGGUCUCAUCUGUCAUCAGAAAACGCCCACAACUUCUCUUAUGGGAUCCCAAGAAAGAGCUUUUGUCGAAAUUCGACUUCUUUUACUCCACCGGAAUAUCCAGCACUGAGCUCGCGAAGAUGGUGUCCAAUUACCCACUUAUAUUGACACGAAGCUUGGCGAACCAUAUCAUUCCAUCUUUCACUUUGUUCGUUAAUUUAUUUGAUUUACAUGAUAAGUUUAUCACCGUCUUUAAACGAUUUCCUAGUAUUUCUAGGUCACUCAACCUAAACCUUGAUAUAUUUAAUGAGGUAGUGGAGGAUGUUAAGAAAUUGGGUUUCAACCCUUCAAACGCCAAGUUUGUUACAGCGAUUACGGCAUUGACCUCAAUGAGCAAAUCAACAUGGAAACGGAAGAUGGAGGUUUAUGAGAAGUGGGGUUGGUCUGAGGAAGAAACAUUGUUGGCUUUUUCAAAACGUCCGAUGUGUAUGAUGGUAUCCGAGGAGAAGAUAAUGGCGGUGCUGAAUUUUUAUGUCAACACAAUGGGUUGGAAGUCUUCCCUAAUUGCCCGUCGUCCAAGAUUAAUGUCAUUCAGCUUGGGUAAGAGGAUAAUUCCAAGGUGUUCGGUACUUCAAGUUUUGUUGUCGAAAGGUUUGGUUAAGGAACCCAUUAAUGCUGAGACAAUGUUGAAUUGCACACAGAGUUUGUUUCUCAAGAAGUUUGUGACUUGUUACGAAGACGAAGCUCCUCAGUCGUUAAAACUAUAUCAACAAAAAUUGGACCUUUCAAAUUUAGGUACUCGUGAUUGA